Molecule: messenger RNA, 561 nt
Organism: Fimicolochytrium jonesii
Lineage: Eukaryota; Fungi; Chytridiomycota; Chytridiomycetes; Spizellomycetales; Powellomycetaceae
Exons: 1
Coding region: 1-561 (186 amino acids)
Source: RefSeq, a predicted model, not a curated record
AUGCUCAAUUCAUGCCAUUGGCGCUCCGUUGCUGACCUGCACGACACUUUUGUGCGUGAAUGGGACGCCGCGGUGUUCUACGCUCAGCGCUCUGUGCGCACUCAGGCCAAAACUACACUGGAGAUGGUCGCCACGACCAUCGGCUUGUGCACGCUCGGCGGCCUGUUCACGCGCCGAAAGAUCCUCUGGCUGACCGACAGCUCGCCGACCGUGUCCCUCUGGUCUUCAGGGUACGCUGCGGGGUCGUUGAUCUCCGGCGCUAUUCGCAUCACCGACCUACUCAACCCCAUGCCUCCCGCCCCGGCUGCCCCGCCCGCCACCGCUGCUGCGCCCGCCCCCGCUCGCCCAACGCGUGCUGCUGCUGUCGCGACCGUGUGUGCAGCAGCAAUGGCGGCUGCGGCGCCAUCACCGGCCGAAGAUGAGGAGGGUUACGACGAAGCGCUGGCGGCGGAAGAGGAUCUGGAAAUGUUGAAUGACGAAGAUGUCAAAUUGCGAGAUAGCAGCGACCAUCCGAUCCGAACUCCAUGGCUCCCUUCGCCUCAACUUCCUCCGAAAGUUUAG